AUGGACUACCGUGGAUACCAUUGCAAUACAAAAGUGCAUUGUCAGGCAGGCAUCCCAGUGGGCAUCGAGGAGUGGAGGGGCUCCCUCUGCGAAGGCCCCCGCCCUUGCUCCGCCCUGCCUCCAGGGCCGGCUCCUCGGGAGGCGCCCUCCCUCUCUCCCUCCGACGAGCCCCACCCCCUGGAGAUCGGCUCGGGCAUAAAGGGCCCCUCGAGGCCCUCCUCGGCGUCAGGGAUGGGCUUCGACGACUACUACGUCUACCCUUCGGGGCAGAGGGACGCGGCGGCCCAUUACCCCGAGGGCUUCCCCGCUCGGGAGUCUCUGGGAGGAGGAGGACGAGGCGGCGGUGAGGAGGAGGACGAGAAGGAGCCCCGCAGCCAGCCAGAUGAUUCUCCACAUUCCUACAGUUCUGGCAUCCAUACUCUCUACACUCCAGACUCAGCCACCAGUCCCAAUGGGCCCCCUUCCCCGCAGUCAACAUCUCAGAAGCUCAAGGGAGAAAAAGGGAAAAAGACCCGGGCAGCAUUCACUCAAAAGCAGCUCCAGAUCCUCCACCACAGAUUCCAGAACCAGAAAUACCUCAGUCCGCAACAGAUCCGAGAAUUGGCCUCUGCCUUGGAACUCACCUACAAGCAGAUAAAAACGUGGUUUCAGAAUCAACGGAUGAAGUUUAAACGAACCCAGAAGGAAAGUCUGUGGAUGAGAAAAGGGAUGUGCCCACCUCAGAAUGGUUUCCUGCAGAUGAAUCCUAAUUAUCAGCAAGGUUAUGGCGUUGGUGAAUCAAGGAACAUCCAUGCCUUGGCUGGCGUGCAUGAGAACUUUGCAAGCAACCAGCUCUACGCCAAUAACCAAAACUACACCAGUGACCACCAGAUCUAUGGUAACCCCCAGAACUUUUAUCAGAUUGCGAGUGGUGAGGAUGGGAGCUUUUUUGGGAAAGCUGCUGGGGUCUCUUUCAACCAACAGGCAGUGGGCUUCAAUGGCCAACAGGCAGUGGGCUACAUCAGUCAACAAAAGAUUAACUUUUUUCAUGGCCUCCCUGCAAACAUGGAAUAUGCUCCUGUGAAGACAGAAGAUGGCUAUCCUUUCCCAAAUGUCUCCGCCACUGAAGGAGGAUCAUUUCCAAGCACCUCUGGCUUCCAGAUCUACCAGUUACCAUUGCAAACUCAAGGAGUGCAGAGCAACUGUCCAUCUUAAGCAUUUACUCCUUAUGUGGUGUCACUUUUUAUUGUUGUAGUUCUGUUUCUGCCUUCUCCCUUACUGCUUUCUUCAACACCAGAUCAAGCAUCUAGUCCCACCUCCUUGACCAGUCAGUUUCUCACAUGGAAAAUGGCAUAUCUGAA
Anolis sagrei ordinatus is the source of this 1340-nucleotide messenger RNA. NCBI's taxonomy places the organism in Eukaryota, Metazoa, Chordata, Lepidosauria, Squamata, Anolidae. The record is from RefSeq and is a predicted model, not a curated record.